This is a messenger RNA of Penicillium longicatenatum, 1158 nucleotides long. RefSeq lists its product as uncharacterized. Bases 1 to 1158 code for a protein of 385 amino acids. The record is from RefSeq and is a predicted model, not a curated record. The transcript has 5 exons. Lineage: Eukaryota; Fungi; Ascomycota; Eurotiomycetes; Eurotiales; Aspergillaceae.
AUGGCGAGCAAUGUUGAGGCGUGGGUCUUGCUCUCCUUGGCUCUGGCCAUAAUCCUUGUGCGUAUCUUUGUACGAUGGACACUUGUAGGGCCGGCCAACUUCCAACUGGAUGAUUAUUUCAUGCCAUUGGCGGGCAUUUUCUUUGCCGCGGAGACAGUGGCAGCUUACCUCGUCGUGGCUAACUAUGAGGGUUUGACAAAUAGCUACAUGACGACUGAACAACGAGCAACAAUUCGGUAUAAUUCUACUGAGUGGGUGAAUCGUGUUGCUGGGUCAAAGAUUCAGGUCACUGGAUGGUCGCUGUUCGUGGUUAGUCUCUGGUUGGUCAAGUUUAGUCUGGCAGUCUUCUAUUCCCGAUUGACAACUGGCCUGCAAAAUCUCCCAGCCAGAGUCAGACUGGCGUAUGUUAUUUUGUCCGUAACGUACCUCGCAACACAGCUGUCCUUGUUGCUAUCAUGUCAACCCUUCCAUGCGUUCUGGCAAAUCAGUCCUAACCCAGGCAAGUACUGCCAACCAACAAAUUCCCCAGUAUAUGUACUGGUUGUCGUGAUUCUUGACAUCAUCACGGACAUGUAUCUUUUGUCGAUCCCGCUCCCUCUUCUAUGGGCUGUAAAGAUCAACCUUAAACGGAAAAUUCCCCUAGUGGCUCUCUUUUCUGGAGCGGCAUUCGUCAUUGCAGCGGCUAUCAUUCGAGCCGUUUCUAUCAUCAGCUCAGGGGCCGAUGGCGCGUCGACGGGCUCUAAAUGGGCUUGUCGCGAGACCUUUGUCUCAAUUGUUGUUUCUAAUUUGCCCAUUGUGCAGCCACUGAUUCGGAAGGGCUUCAGCAAGAUCGGUCUUUCCCAACUGUUUAGUUCCGCUGGAAAACCAUCAGGGCAGUCAUAUCCACUCUCCAGUCGAGGCUUACAAACCCUGACAAAUGGCGAUGAAGGGAAAGCGAGAAAGGGUAAGAUGAACGCCGCAGCGCCAUCUCAUAUGCAGUCUUCCGCAUGGGGCAGUGAUGAGAAUGUUCUCAUUGAGCCUGAUUCUUCUUCGAAGAACAUCACUGUUGUUUCGGAAACUGUCGUACAGAGUGAACCAUUGAGCUGGGAUGGAGGGUCUAGUGUGAGUCAUUCAACUACACCCCCAAGUCAGUGGAAGAGCCAAUUAUCAGGUCACUAG